Messenger RNA from Pediculus humanus corporis (human body louse), 468 nucleotides. RefSeq lists its product as uncharacterized. The coding region runs from base 1 to 468 and encodes 155 amino acids. The transcript has 2 exons. The record is from RefSeq and is a predicted model, not a curated record. Lineage: Eukaryota; Metazoa; Arthropoda; Insecta; Psocodea; Pediculidae.
AUGGGGGGCUCACAAAGUGCACCAUGUAAAGAAACUCUUCAAAAUCCAGAUAUAUUAAACGUUGUGACUUUGUCUGAUGCCGCCGUUCAAAGGCUACCAUUGAUAGCCGAUGACAGUCCUACAGACAAAGAAAAAAGGAAUAAAAAUAUAGAUGAUUUUUGGCGGGAUCGUUUACAUUGCAUAGAUGACACAUAUUCAGAAGCUAAAAGAGUAACGGAUAAUGAAUUCAAUAGAUUGGAAAAUUCAAUAAGGAGAUUAUCACCGGAACCGAUAAAAGUUUCUUGUCCCAGAUUGGUAGAUGAUGCUGGUACCUGUUAUUUGACUAAUGGAAAAGAACCAUUGAAAUGUACUCAUUUGAUAAAAAAAUUUGAACGGUGUUUGGAUUCGAUUGUUGCCGAAGGAGCGAAAAGAAGACAUUUAGAUAGUAUAAGAAGAUCUAAAAAACCUAGCCAUUGUAAAACCGAUUAA